AAUCCCUCACGGAACCUGAUCACCCUUCGAGAGACUCCAAGAAGGCUCCGUUUCCGAGUCCUGACCCGCUUACUGCAUGAACUGUGGCGUCGUUCACGGAAGAUGGAGGUUAUUCUUCAAAGCGACUGCCAUCCAACCUCUAUCAACAGCCGUCGAGACCGUAAACCCAUGAUGCCUCAUUGUGGGUUCACACAGCUUCUGCCAUGGUGGCUCCUCGGGUCUCAUAGGGAGAAUAUCUUGCCAUAUUUGUACGGCCUGGUGGAUACAGCCGUUGCCCCAGCUGUCUCUGUUUACCGGCCACAGCCGAGAGCCUCAGGCUGUCCCGUCUACAUCAUCCUCAGAGCCGAACCCACGAAAACGGCCGACGAUUCUCUGCCAUUACGCCAUUCGACCCACGCCAUUCUGGGGCGUAUCCGACCCUCUUCAAUCUACUAUUAUCGGUCUCACAACGGAGAAAGAAAGUUGUAUCUCUAUGCCUUGGCUAUGCUCGCCCCACACGGUCGCCUAUCCCGCUCGAGAACGCUCGUUGUGCAACAAGCCAAUUGUGUAACAACUCUUCUUCUGAAAACGACGGUUAAGCGCCAUUUCCCCCAUGAACAAGCCUCCCAGGGUACACAUUGGACAUGAUGAUCGCGGUCUCAUGCAAACAGUUCGACGCCUGUUGUUACACGUAACGUGCCCGCCGGGCGCGAUCGCAAACGUUGUGUCUCGGAAUCAAUGAUGCUCAGGAGAAGAUGCAUGACGCGUGGCUUAAUACCAUAGAGGUGGGGUGGGCGGCUAAGAAGAAGUCUACAGCGUCGAUGGCGAAGUGAAGCGUUCGUUUCCGACCGGGCGCGUCCACACGGUGGAUUCUAGAGCUCGAGCGCAUCCGACUUGGAAAUAAUCAGUAAAGUACUAUGUACUUUGACGCUUCGUACACUGAAAUGCGGCGGUUCGUACUUUGCGUCCAGAAAGGCCCAGGCCCGAAUCGUCGACAUCUUCGCGCCCCGUUGGCGGUGGAGCACAGUUUUGUAACGGGAAUUCCCUGCAC
Messenger RNA from Westerdykella ornata, 1030 nucleotides. RefSeq lists its product as uncharacterized. NCBI's taxonomy places the organism in Eukaryota, Fungi, Ascomycota, Dothideomycetes, Pleosporales, Sporormiaceae. The transcript is spliced from 3 exons. The coding region runs from base 103 to 627 and encodes 174 amino acids. The record is from RefSeq and is a predicted model, not a curated record.